Messenger RNA from Branchiostoma belcheri (Belcher's lancelet), 2585 nucleotides. Its product is annotated as alpha-L-fucosidase. The record is from RefSeq and is a predicted model, not a curated record. Gene Ontology annotation, cellular component: lysosome. Gene Ontology annotation, molecular function: alpha-L-fucosidase activity. Gene Ontology annotation, biological process: fucose metabolic process; glycoside catabolic process. Bases 187 to 1641 code for a protein of 484 amino acids. The transcript is spliced from 11 exons. Lineage: Eukaryota; Metazoa; Chordata; Leptocardii; Amphioxiformes; Branchiostomatidae.
GGGGGCGUAAAGGAAGGAAACAAGAACAUUGCUCUGCGGAUCAGCUCAAAACAACGACCAUUUUAGGCAAUUUUAACAUUCUAAAUCUUCUGGGUUGAAAGCAUAGUUUCCUUCAGAGAUCUCCAGGACCAAAAGCAGCCUGUUGUCGUGUGACAAACACUUCGCCUGCCAGUUGAUAUUCAGUUUAUGCUUGGAGCUCGAGUGAAACCCCGACUGCUCGCGAUGCUGCUGUGUAUGACUGCUGUGGUGGGGUUUGUGCUGACGCUGUACGCGCCCUCCCCACUCCUGGCCGCCGACGUGCAGAAAGUACGGCAAUGGAGACAGGGAAAGAACCAGCAGCCCCGUUAUUCCCCGACGUGGGACUCCCUGGACAAGCGACCGCUACCAGCCUGGUACGACGAAGCAAAGUUCGGAAUCUUCAUGCACUGGGGAGUGUUCUCUGUCCCCAGCUUUGGCAGCGAAUGGUUUUGGUGGGACUGGAAAGGGGCCAAGAAUCCAGACUUCAUUGACUUCAUGAAAAGGAAUUAUCGACCUGGUUUCAGCUAUGCCGACUUCGCCCCCAUGUUUACAGCAGAGUGGUAUAACCCGCUGCAGUGGGCAGAGAUCCUGCAAGCUUCAGGGGCAAAAUACGUGGUAUUGACCUCCAAACACCACGAGGGUUUCACCAACUGGCCUUCCAAAUACAGCUGGAACUGGAACUCUAUGGAUACAGGACCUCACAGGGACUUGGUUGGUGAGCUCCGUGAUGCCAUACGGAACCAGACGGACCUGCACUUUGGCCUGUACUACUCCCUGUUCGAGUGGUUUCACCCGCUGUACCUCAAGGACAAACAGAACAAGUGGACCACGCAGGAGUACUCCAAGGAGGUUGGACUUGCGGAGCUGUAUGAACUUGUGAACACCUACCACCCAGAGGUGGUCUGGUCUGACGGUGACUGGGAGGCUCCAUACACCUACUGGAACAGCACAGACUUCCUCGCAUGGCUCUACAACGACAGCCCUGUUAAGGACACAGUGGUGACCAACGACAGGUGGGGGAGCGGCAUGGCCUGUCACCACGGGGGGUACUACACCUGUGCAGACAGGUACAACCCAGGUGUCCUACAGAAACACAAGUGGGAGAACUGCAUGACGAUCGACAAGAAGUCUUGGGGGUUCCGUCGGGAGGCGACCUUGGCUGACUACCUGGACAUGGACGACCUUGUGAAGAUCUUGGCGGAGACUGUCAGUUGUGGAGGAAAUCUGCUGAUGAACAUCGGACCAACCCACGACGGGCGCAUCGUGCCGAUCUUUGAGGAGCGUCUGCGGAACAUGGGCCAGUGGCUCAAGGUCAACGGGGACGCUAUCUACGCCACCAAGCCAUGGAGGGCGCAGAACGACACCAUGACACCUGACGUUUGGUACACUUCCAAGGGUGACAACGUCUACGCAAUUGUGUUGGACUGGCCAACAACUGGUCAGCUGACCCUCGGGGCCCCAAGGUCGUCGUCUACGACCAAGGUCACGAUGCUGGGAUGGCCAACGCCGCUGAAGUGGGCUGCGGGAUCGGGCGGGGGAAUUCAGAUACAAAUGCCGGCGGCGGCGCCCAGCCAGCUGCCAUGCCAGUGGGCGUGGGUUUUACAGAUGCAGGGAGUCAUGUAGGGCUUUUUUUAUUGAAACAUACAAUGACAAGACAUGGUGGCGACACUCUUAAGUUACACUUAUAUUCAUGUCGCCACCAGACAAUACGUAAUACAAGCAAGCAAAGCCCAAAUUUUCAUACAGAAGUUGAAUACAACAAUCAAUCAAUAAACUAGUGAAACACAAUACAUAAACACUGACAGGAUUGAUCAAGACACUACAAAAAAGAUUUGAUUUCAAAAAAAAAGUCUGCACAUGCAGCAGUAUUUGAGUAUUGUACAUUGUUGACAGAAAAGAAGAACCUCUUAAAAGUAAAUGUACCAGAAUAUCGUCUGAUCAUCCAAGUCAAUCAGUGUUUUCAAGUUGCCAAAAAGGGUAUUUCGUUGUUACAUUUCAUGUAGGGCUUUUCCUCCAAGAAUGAUUUCAUCCCAUUGGUAAGAGAUCAUACAAUAUAUAAAUGAAUGCGUAUCUUAUUACCUGGAUGUCUAACCUUCAUCAACGUAUAAAUGAACAAAUAAUGGAAUGAAUGCCAACCUUUAUUGCACAUUUUGCCACAAUGGGCUAUAAGUACAGAUCAGGACAAAACAUGAUGAACAGAUACUAUGAACUGAUGCAAAAUGAAACUAGCUAUUGUUGCAUAAAUUCUACCUUUUUGCAACCCAAUUACUGUAAAUUAAAAGAACUGUUGUUUUUUUAAUGGAAGAUUUGUGGGAAGAUAGAAUUAAGUUGGAAUGACCUGUUCAACAAUAAGUAGAAUAUCCAUAAUGGUUGUUGAUAAUAGAAGUUGAUUUUCAAAAAUCUGUGUUCUGUCAUUUCCAGCUGUAAUUUCAAAGUACAUUUACUGCUGUGCAGUUGAUGAUGUUUGUUUAUUUCAUCUUUAAUAAAUUCUUGUGCUUGAGCCAUUUCUUAAGGCUGGAACCCUGAAUCAAAAUGUUCAGCUUACGAGUCAUUCAUCUUCCUUGUUC